Molecule: messenger RNA, 526 nt
Organism: Pangasianodon hypophthalmus (striped catfish)
Lineage: Eukaryota; Metazoa; Chordata; Actinopteri; Siluriformes; Pangasiidae
Gene: atp5mf
Product: ATP synthase membrane subunit f
Exons: 4
Coding region: 129-398 (89 amino acids)
Biological process (GO): proton motive force-driven mitochondrial ATP synthesis
Molecular function (GO): proton-transporting ATP synthase activity, rotational mechanism
Source: RefSeq, a predicted model, not a curated record
UCCACUGAAGAAGAAGAGGACGCAGAAUAAUUACGUCACGUCCGCGAGCUUAAACGCCCCGCCCCCCUGCGUUUCCACUCCAUUUUCUUCCCAACAUACAUCGCGGCAGCUUUCGAGCUCAAAGCAAGAUGGCGGACAGACCAGUGCCCAUUGCUCAGCAGAGGCUCAUGGAUGUGAAGCUUGGUCAGCUGCCAUCCUGGCUCGGUACCCGGGACUUCACCCCUAACGGCCUCAUCGGCUCUGUUCGCAGAGGCUACGAAAGAUAUUACAACAAGUACAUUAACGUGAAGAAGGGAGGAUUUGGCGGCGUAGCCAUGAUCCUCGCUGGUUAUGUUGUACUGAGCUACGUUUGGGAAUACGAUCAUAUUAAGCACGACCGCUGGAGGAAGUACCACUGAAGCGUUUUGGACGUCAUGGACCACCGAGACACUCGGGCUGUCCCAACUAGUGUGAUCAGCACACCUUUCUUUCAUGGUUGUUGUGUAUAAAUUUAUUUGUGACCAAGAAAUAAACUAAAAUUAAGUGA